Gamsiella multidivaricata is the source of this 782-nucleotide messenger RNA. RefSeq lists its product as uncharacterized. The record is from RefSeq and is a predicted model, not a curated record. Bases 138 to 545 code for a protein of 135 amino acids. NCBI's taxonomy places the organism in Eukaryota, Fungi, Mortierellomycota, Mortierellomycetes, Mortierellales, Mortierellaceae. Gene Ontology annotation, molecular function: RNA binding. The transcript is spliced from 3 exons.
CCCUCAACCUGAAAGAAUCAAGAAACCCUCUCUCCCCGAGGAGGUUUUGCGACCUUUUUCUUCUUUGCACCCAUCCACCUCUCUGGAUCACUGCCACUCUCAGGACUCACAAGGAAGACAGGACAGGAAUCAGCACCAUGGCAACAAAAGACAGCACACAGAGCACAUUAUACAUCGGUGGUCUGGAUGAGCAAGUAACGCCGCAGGUCCUCCACGCCGCAUUCAUCCCCUUUGGCGAGAUCACACACAUCGAGAUUCCUCCUGAUCCAACUUCAAUGGCACCUCAUCGCGGAUUUGGAUUUAUUGAAUUCGAUUUCGCAGCAGACGCUCAGGCAGCAAAGGACAACAUGCAUCUUUCAGAGCUGUUUGGUAGGACCAUCAAAGUCAACAUCGCAAAGCCAUUGAGGGGCGGAUCAGGGGCUGGAGGCAUUGGACGGGGACCAGAGAAGGCUAUUUGGGCAGAUGAGGACUGGCUAAAGAAGAAUGUUAUGGGAGACGAGGACAUGGCGCAGGAGCAGGAUACAGCAGAACAAUCAGCAUCUUGAGAGGAACCUGCAAGGGAGGAAGUAGAUGAGGGCUCAGAAGCAUUAUCAAUAAACUACGUCCAGCUACCAGUACUCCGUCAAUUGCUUCUUGAAUACCGAGUGAUAUGCUUCUUUAGGACCAAGGGCUCAUUGAGGCAUAUAGGAAGGUACACAGCACCCCCGUCCCUUGCUCCACUUACAAAAUACCAUACAACGAUAUAUCACCAUCGCUAAACAAACAAACUAUAGGCUCAUGAC